Messenger RNA from Cyprinodon tularosa, 4401 nucleotides. Its product is annotated as equilibrative nucleoside transporter 2-like. Lineage: Eukaryota; Metazoa; Chordata; Actinopteri; Cyprinodontiformes; Cyprinodontidae. Gene Ontology annotation, molecular function: nucleoside transmembrane transporter activity. Gene Ontology annotation, biological process: guanine transport; thymine transport; adenine transport. Bases 243 to 1616 code for a protein of 457 amino acids. The record is from RefSeq and is a predicted model, not a curated record. Gene Ontology annotation, cellular component: basolateral plasma membrane; plasma membrane. The transcript is spliced from 13 exons.
CAAACCGGAAGUAAUUAGGGGAGGGGCUGCCCGUAACCCUGGCUGCUCUAAUGGAGGGCUGCUGCUUUAUACCGUCGCAGUGUUUUUUUCUCCACGUGUUUAGAAAAUAUCAGGGUUUUUAUCUUCAUUAGCUCCUCAGUGUUAUCAGAGCGCGCGGACAGUAAGCAGCUGGCUAUGGACGGCGGGAUUUUAUAAAGACUCAGAGCAACGUUUCAAGUUUCAGCAGAAACUCCAGCGUGGGUAUGAAGGGGCGGACCGACACUCCGCAGGACCGGGGCUGUUUGGUGGGAAUCAUUUUCUUCAUCCUGGGCCUGGGAACGCUGCUGCCAUGGAAUUUCUUCAUGACCGCCUCCCUGUACUUCCAGAGUCGCCUCAACAGCACCGAGUUCAGCAACGGCUCGUCGGUCCAGAAAGAAUAUUACUUCAACAACUGGAUGACCUUCCUCUCCCAGCUGCCCCUGCUGGUUUUUACGCUCCUCAACUCCUUCCUGUACCACAGGAUAUCGGAGGCCAUCCGGGUAGCGGGCAGCCUCGUCUUCAUCCUGCUGCUCUUCAUCUUCACGGCGGUGCUGGUCAAAGUGGACAUGGAGCAGGACUUGUUCUUCUCGGUCACCAUGGCGACCAUCUGGUUCAUCAACUCGUUCGGCGCCGUCCUGCAGGGCAGCCUGUUCGGCCUGGUGGGGCUGCUGCCCCAGAACUACAGCGCCGUCUUCAUGAGCGGACAGGGGCUCGCCGGGACCUUCGCUGCCAUCGCCAUGCUGCUCUCCUUAGCCAGUGACGUUGACUCUGAAACUGCAGGCUUGGGUUACUUCAUCACGCCGUGUGUCGGGACUCUGGUCACUCUGCUCAGCUACCUGCUGCUGCCUCGCCUGGAGUUUGCUCAACAUUACCUGAACAGAAGCAGCAAAUAUGAGGAAGGAACCACAGACAAGCUGCUAAACGACGGAACCAGAGUGGAGAACAGGAAGCUAAACGGCCACGCUAACGGAUCCGUGGCUAACGUAGAGGUCGAGCCUAGCGGUGAGGCGGAAGCCAAGGUGGAGAUCGACCCCAGCAGCACGAAGCAGGCCAGCGACCCUGCAGAGAAAGCCUCGGUCCUGGAGGUCUUUAAAAAGAUCUGGGUGAUGGCGUUUUGCGUGACGUUCGUGUUCACCGUCACUCUGUCCGUAUUCCCCGCCGUCACCGCAGACGUCAAAACCUCAUUCCCUGGAAAAUGGGAGCGCUACUUCAUCUCAGUCUGCUGCUUCCUGGUUUUCAACAUCCACGACUGGCUCGGCCGCACCGUCACCACUUGGGUGCAGUGGCCUUCCAAAGAGUCUCGUCUCUUCCCGCUGCUGGUGGUCCUCAGGGCGGUCUUCGUCCCCCUGCUGAUGUUCUGUAACGUCCAGCAGCGCUCCAACCUUCCCGUCCUCUUCUCACACGACGCCCUCUUUACCACCAUCAUGGCCUUCUUCUCCGUGUCCAGCGGUUACUUCGUGUGCCUCUCCAUGUCCUACGCCCCGCAGCUGGUGGCGCCUAAAGACGCAGAGACGGCCGGAGCACUGAUGACCUUCUUCCUGGCUCUGGGUCUGUCCAUCGGCGGCGCCCUGUCCUUCGCCCUGCGGCGGCUGGUGUAGCAGCGCUGCAGCGACCCUGAAGCAUUAAAGCAGCAUUAGAGCAUCAUUCCAGCUGUUCCCCCCCACCCACCCCACACACAGACAUCAGUGGUCUGCUGCUGCCUUACUGAGCCUGAACUCUGACUGGGAAAAGAUUCAAUUUCUGUUUAAAAAAACAACAAGUAUUGCAGUCAAUGUUAGUGUGAACGGGUCGAAUUAUCCAUUUUUCUACAUUUUCCGUUGUUUUUUUUUAGUGGUAGAAUAGUUCAUAUAGUUUAGGGGAACAUUUCAUUCUUUAAAUCAUUCAGAGACCAGAUAAGUUUUAAAGGUUUUCAGCCUUUCAGUGAAGAGGUAUUUGUUUUGGUACGAAUAUUUUUUACUGUGUUUAACUGCAUAUUUUGCUAUUUUUUUAUUUUAUUUUAAUGGACAGAAAAGAGAGGAACAAAAAAAAAACUGUAUCGAUGAACAAACUAACUUUUUUAUUUAAACAUUUAAACUCUAACUAGUUUACUGAGUCCAGACCACUGGGAAGGAAACUGGUCUGCAAAGGUAAACGCUGCCACCUACUGGCUGAAAGGUGUUUUUCUUUUGGCUGGCAAAGGUUCAUCUUUAAUUUAUUAAUGACAGACAUUUAUAUGAUUCUGGAUAUUUAAAUAUAAAAUAUCAACUACUUGAAUUGGAAUUAAUUCCUAAGAUAAUGAGAGAAAACAGGAAUCAGACUCUGGUUUCUCUUAAAAGUUUAUUUCACUUUGUUUUUCAUCCUUAAAGGGCGACUCAACAUUUAUAUGUUCAGUUGCAGAUUAACAUGUUUUGUUUGGCGGUUUAGUCAGACUUAAUAAAAGAAAAGAAGGUCCAGAUGAACCUUACUUCAAGUCUGGGAAGCUAAAGCCUGGAUUAAAUUUCCUGAUGGUUAAAAGUAUAUGAGAAAGGUACUUUAAAGGAACUCUACUGCUUUGUUUGCAGUGUUUCAUGCGCUUCAUGAUUUCCACGCUGGUGUUUCUUUUUUAAAUCAAAUUUUUUUAUGUUCAUGUUUGUGUUGAUGUUGUGGCAGCUGCUGCUUUCUGUUUGUUUUGUGGGUUUUUUUUAUGGGAUAAAUUCAGAUUUAUGUUGUAUUUCCAUUUGAAGCUGUGAUGGACUGAGACUAAAAGGAAACGCCUCUCUGGAUUAAAAAAAAAUCUUGAGUUUACAGCGCUGUUGCCUUAAUGAAUGACCCAUGUGCUCGUUUCAGCUUCCCUCUGCUUGUAGAAGAGCUGAACACAAACCGUUUCCAUAGCAACAGAUUGCAUCCUGGUUGUUUUGUGCGACUGGAGCGAGCCGCCGUGCGCAGCUCGUCUGAGGCCCGCACCACGAAGCAAACGCAGCCUGGCGGGAUUAUUUCCAGUUUAACCAGUCUGUGGCAGUGGUGAUCAGGAUCAGCGGGAUCGCUCACGUCUAAAGGGGCGGGUUCAAGGUAGCAGACCAAUCACAAACAAUAGCAGGAGGGAGAGCGUGGUAUUUAUCCUGAGGGGAACAAAAACUCAUCUUACAGAACUAUGAAGAGGAAAGAAAAGUUCUGAAUGAAAAGUCAAACAUGGUGGUGGAAUCCCGAACCGCUAACCCUUAACUAACAAGUGUCGCUCGCAAUAAAGCUGAACUCACGGCUGUGGAACACCUGGAUUGUACUUGAGGGGGGGGGGGUUUAAGCGUGAAUGGGACGGCCUCUUCCCUCCAAUAGAAAGGGAAGGUGUUUGUUACUAUGGCAACACAGUGACACCUCUGUGACGCAUAAAAUCAAACAUUUGCCUCUUAAAAUAGAAAUCAAUUUUCAUAAACUAACUUGUGAUUUUCUGACGGUGUGACGAAGAUGCAGCGGAAUUUACAUUCCUAGAAACGCGUUUCCCCCGCCACUAGUUCGCCGUUACACCUGCUGACACAUUCCAGCAGGCCUGCACUGAUGGAGAGUCACUAUUUAGGGGCUGAACGGUCCGCUCGCCCUGCCCACUGCAGGGUUUGGGACGGCACUUAAUGCGGCGGACACUGCAUCUCUGCUUUUUAAAAAGUCAAAGUCCUUAAAUGCCACCCUAAAUGUAUUUUCUUAAACAUAGCAUUUAUUUAUUUAUUUUCAUUUUACCUGGCGGUUUAUUAUGAAUCCCUCAUCCAUGCACCGUCAGCGUUACAUGUCCUCAUUCAUGCUGUUAAAGCACACAAGAAAAAUCUAUAUUUGUCAGAAUGUGAAUGAAUUUUCACAGAUAUGCAGGUAGUGACUCACCUGGGAGGACAUAACUCCUUCUUUUAUAGGAUGUUCAGCCAAAGGGCGGCACUCCUGCAGGUCACAGUAAACACGUGGUUCUAGGAUGGUCCAGCCUAUAAAACCCUUUAUCGCUCCUAUUGGUCCGAUGAACUUCUCCCAAUUAGCGCUCAUUUUAUUUUUAUUUAGCUUCAUAUAAAAAUUAUAGAAGAAACAAGUGAAUGCCAGCUGUGCUUGAGGACGUCAUGCAGGAGAAAUAGUGUGUAUAUAUGUAAAUAAAGUGAGUGUUUUUGCGUCAAAAGAAGGCAAAGGAAAAAUAAAAUGUUUGAACUUAUUUUAUUUCUAAAUUCCUUUAUUGUGUUUUAAGUUAUAACGGCCGAUUGGCUGCUGGACGGAGCGUUUUUAUUAGAUUCAGAUCAAACCUGAAAGCUAGCUGUUAAGGGUACGUUUCCAUGGUAACUAUAGCCUAAGAAUAAAUCCAGCUGAAGUUUUCUCGCUAACCCAGUAAUCCUGCUUCGUGGUUCUGGCCUCUGAGCUCCAAAGUGUUUCCAAUCUGUGUUUAAUAAACUGAUUCAAACA